Messenger RNA from Macrosteles quadrilineatus (aster leafhopper), 2953 nucleotides. Its product is annotated as transmembrane protein 87A-like. Gene Ontology annotation, cellular component: membrane; Golgi apparatus. Gene Ontology annotation, biological process: retrograde transport, endosome to Golgi. The record is from RefSeq and is a predicted model, not a curated record. The transcript is spliced from 16 exons. The coding region runs from base 172 to 1941 and encodes 589 amino acids. Lineage: Eukaryota; Metazoa; Arthropoda; Insecta; Hemiptera; Cicadellidae.
UUGUCAACGAUUUAUAGUCCUCUUGUUGUGUUUAUCAUAACACAAAUAUAGUUCAUAAUCAAGAUGUUUUGCUUCAUAGAUUAAUUUUGCAAUCAGCUAUUCGUAACUGAAGUUGUUAGUAAGAUAUUAUAGUAAUAGUGUUGGCUAAAAUAUUUUAUCUCAUUCCUAGUUAUGGCCGGUUAUCUCAAUUUAAUCAGUAUUUUUACAUUAGUACUAAGCUACAUUUUGUCUUGUGAAUCAUUUGCAUACCCUGACCAAGGAAAGUGGGACUUUCGUUUAGAUGGGCAAAAUGACCAAGUUGCAGUGGUUAAGAGCCUUUUUAAAGAAUCAGAAAUUCGUAUCCAAAUAACAUGUGACUCCAAGGACGACCAGUCUAAGUUGACAGUUAGUUGGUCUUUGGGAGAAGUAGCCUGUUGGAGAGACUACCUUCAUAUUAAUGAGGCACUUAGCAGGAGUGUCCCACCCAAUGAUCUACAAAGAGCUUUAGACAAUGCUUCGUUCUACACAGUCAAAUCUCCCCCAGAAGAACACGACUGUGAUCACAAUAUACAGCUGAAAGAACUGACAAUUGCUGAGGAUGCUUACACGGAUAUACAAUCGGAAGCAGCAGGUGUGCAUGGUAUGCCUGUGGAUCCUAAGGAUCAAGGCUCCAGACUUAGGAGACAAAUUGAACAAGAAAGUUCACAGGUGAAAUCAUCGCAGCAGGAAAACAAACUUCAGGAUCAUCAAAGCCAAAGUCCGGAGCUGCACGAGCAGAGACAAGUGUUAAAGCAGAUUCACACGAAGCCGUCCUCAAGACCAGUAAUGAAAGUUACCAAAGAUGGUUUCUACAUGUUGUCUCUACAGCUGACCAGCAACUCUCCGUUUUCAGCCGAUGUUCACAUUGAGAUGAAGGGUAAACAAGGCUACCUCUCUGCCGCAGACUGGCCACUGCUACCAUUUUACGGGGCCAUGUGCCUGGUGUAUGUGGUGCUAGGUCUUGCCUGGUUGAUAGUCUCGUUUCUACAGUGGCGAGAUCUGCUGCGUAUUCAGUUCUGGAUCGGAGGCGUCAUACUUCUAGGCAUGUUGGAGAAGGCAAUGUUCUACGCUGAGUACCAAAGUAUCAACACCACGGGGCAGUCAGCACAGACGGCCGUGUUGUUGGCAGAGUUUGUCAGCUGUGGCAAGAGAACACUGGCCAGGAUGUUGGUCAUCAUUGUCAGUCUCGGCUUUGGCAUUGUCAAGCCCCGGCUAGGACCCAUGCUGCACCGCACAGUGGCCACAGGCAUCUUGUAUUUCCUACUGGCUGCGUCGGAGGCCUACCUGCGCGUGAUGCGGCCCAAGAGUGACCCGGCCAAUCAGAUGUUGAUGGCCAGCGUGCCCUUGGCCGUGCUGGACUCUGCCAUCUGUUGGUGGAUCUUCACCAGUCUGGUGCAGACGACGAGAACAUUGAGGCUGCGGAGGAACAUGGUGAAACUCAACCUGUACAGGCACUUCACUAACACUCUGAUCUUCGCAGUAAUUUCAUCAGUAGUCUUUAUGCUGUACUCUAUCAAGGCUCAUUACCUCGUAAACUGUUUUACAGCUUGGAAAGAGCUUUGGAUUGAUGAUGCGUAUUGGAAACUUCUGUUCUCUGUGAUUCUUCUAGUCAUCAUGAUUCUGUGGAGGCCGACCAACAACAAUCAAAGAUAUGCAUUUACGCCUCUCCUAGACGCUCCAGAAGACGGGGACGAUGAAGAAGAAGAAUAUUUUGUCAGUGAUGCUUAUGGGGUCAAAAUGAGAGGGGGCCUCAAUUCAGGAACGAGUUCUCCAAAGCAGAAAUUGUCGAUGAAUUCAGCGGAGGAGGAUUUGAAAUGGGUGGAGGAAAACAUCCCAACGUCCUUAGCAGACAGUGCUUUACCCAUUUUGGAUUCCGACGAGGAAAUAAUGAACACAAAGUUCGAACUGUCGAAGAUGCAGUAACCCUGGUGGAGUUCUGCGAUCGUGAUGUGUAAAGUAGUAUUAGUUAAUCCUAUUUAUUUGUAGAAUCCCACUGAAUUAAGCCACCUAUUUGGCUUACACAUGUUUAUUUUAGGGAAUCGUCAAUGUAUAAACAUUUGUCUACUUGCUUUGUGAAAAAGAUUGUGUUGUAAGAACUACAACGCUGUGAUCAUGGACUUAAACUGAAUGACGCAAUAUGAAUUUUUAUUUAAAAGUUAUUUUUGUGUGUGGGUUGUCUCAAAUAACUUGUAUACAGGUUUAAAUUUAAUUUACCUUAGGGGAAUAUUUAAUAGUUUUUUGGAAGAAUACUGUACAAUGUGGUUACUUUGACUAUCCUAUAAUGUUGACGAACAAGUACUCAUUAUUAAUAUUUUAAUCGUUCGCAGAUUGUUGUAAAAGCUUGAUUUAAUAAUUUAAUAACAUAAGAUUUCUAUAAACUGAAGUUAGAAGGACUGUCCAAAAAUGCCUAAGCAAACAAUUAAAACCUUUUUUAUUUUGAGGUAAAAUGGUCUUUUACUACACUACACUUCUGGAGGUACACUACAAAUCUGUGUACAAACGUACCUUAAUAUGAUACCACCUAACAAAUUUCUGGAAUUAUUUUGAUCAUAAGUUUGGUUAAAUGUACACACUUUCCAAAUUUCACUCGACAUAAAAAUGUAUUUUUUUAAAUUUGUUUUUUUUUAUAUUUUGUAUUUUCUUGUUUUGUUACCUAAAUAUGUUUUAAGAUAUGUUGAAAUUUGAAAUAGGCUAAAUGCAUUGUAGACCCAUUAAAGUAAUACGGGUUAAAAUGCAAAGCAUCACUAUUUCUUUGUUUUAUUUGUUGAUAUAAAAUUUACAAGAUUUAAAAUCCUAGAUCUUCCUAAGUAUUCUACCUGAUAAAAAUUUAAAAUAUGAAACUGUUCCAAUAAUCUGCUAAAAAGGUUUUUUAUUUAUUUCUUUGAUUUCCUUUCCCGGUAUGUUUUGCAAUUCGCUUUUCGUUUAUUCUCCAAAG